This is a messenger RNA of Lactuca sativa (garden lettuce), 803 nucleotides long. RefSeq names its product small ribosomal subunit protein uS11x. Gene Ontology annotation, biological process: translation. Gene Ontology annotation, cellular component: ribosome. Lineage: Eukaryota; Viridiplantae; Streptophyta; Magnoliopsida; Asterales; Asteraceae. The record is from RefSeq and is a predicted model, not a curated record. Gene Ontology annotation, molecular function: structural constituent of ribosome.
CACUUACAAUCUACGGGCCCAAAUCGUCCUAAUCCAACCCAAGUUUUAUUCUUUUUCGUUUAAAUAACACAAAACCCUAAAUCCACCCUAGCUGCCAUCGGACAUAACUUUUGCGAUACAGGGAGAGAGAGAGGAGGAAGAAGGAAAACGCAGCCAUGUCUAAAAGAAAGGUUCGGGAACCAAAGGAAGAAAAUGUCACUCUUGGACCUGCUACUCGUGAAGGAGAGCUUGUAUUUGGUGUGGCACACAUCUUUGCAUCCUUCAAUGACACCUUCAUUCAUGUGACUGAUAUCUCUGGAAGGGAAACCAUGGUCCGGAUUACAGGUGGGAUGAAGGUGAAGGCUGACAGGGAUGAGUCGUCACCCUAUGCAGCUAUGCUUGCAGCACAGGAUGUCUCUCAAAGAUGCAAGGAACUUGGCAUAAAUGCUCUUCACAUAAAGUUGAGGGCAACUGGAGGUAACAAGACAAAGACACCUGGCCCAGGUGCCCAAUCUGCCCUCAGAGCUCUUGCUCGUUCUGGCAUGAAGAUUGGUCGCAUAGAGGAUGUGACUCCAAUUCCAACUGACAGUACACGUAGAAAGGGUGGAAGAAGGGGAAGGAGGUUGUGAUGUGAUGUGGGUAUAUGCAGCAGCUGUGUAUUCAAAUGGAUUUAUGUUGGGCCAAGUUUUGUUUUUUGGGUUGACAUUUAAUGGGCAGAUAAUUUGUUGAAUUUUGGUAGACAUGUUUUGUUGUUAUACUCUUUCUGUGCUGUAUGGAGUUUAAGAUGUUUUUAUUACUUCAAAUAUUUUAGUUUCAUCCCCUAA